CUCCUUGUGUUGCCGAAUUAGGAAUCCACACAACAACCGUGGUCUGCGAUGGCCGCCCACAUGGACUCUGGAGGGAUGACUGCCACUAGAUCCCCCGUAGCUUCCCGCUUCCGCUGCUCUCCUCCCACUAGUAGAUAUCUCCAUGGACUAUGGAUGCACUCUACAUACAUGCAUACCGUGCCAACAUAAACCCCUCAUCUUUACACUCUACUUUACUUCACAUACGGUGCAUAUUCUACUCUAUUCUACGGUGCAUACAUACCCACUGUCGCCUUGCUUCGCCAUAUCCUCGCUUCUCCGUCGAUUGCGAUUGAAGUUUUUCGCACGAGCACCUUCCCUUAUGUACAUACGUUGUCCGCUCCGGCAAGGCGGUGUACGACAUCCGAAACUAGAUGUCACCCACACCCACUCCCACACACAGCGGAGACAUCGCAUGUUUCUCCACGCGAGGCAGCGAGCGAGCGGAGCUGGACGGCGCGCGCCCACAUUCGGCACCGGCUUUUCCUCGCUCUCACGAGCUUUCGGUGGAGGCGCAAUGGCUUCGGUGGCUUGCCAAGCAUGGAGUGGCGUACCUACCUACUGGCUCUGGUCGAAGGAAAGGGUGACCCCGCGUGCUCGCCGGCCUGCACGCGGUAUCUACCAUGAGUUAUUGUCAUUGGCCCGACCGUGAGGAGAUGAUGGGCUGUCUGGCUGUCCGCCUGGCUGUCCGUCCGCCUGUCCGCCAAUAAUGGGGUCCUGUCUGUCUGCUUGGCUGUCCGUCUGUCUGUCCGCCAAAGAAGGGGCCCCGGUCCCUGGUGGAGAGUACCUACCUACCUAGUGGACCCCAACGCCGGAACGGUUUGCAGGA
Molecule: messenger RNA, 847 nt
Organism: Tricharina praecox
Lineage: Eukaryota; Fungi; Ascomycota; Pezizomycetes; Pezizales; Pyronemataceae
Exons: 2
Coding region: 143-670 (175 amino acids)
Source: RefSeq, a predicted model, not a curated record